Messenger RNA from Entamoeba histolytica HM-1:IMSS, 585 nucleotides. Its product is annotated as multidrug resistance-associated protein, putative. Gene Ontology annotation, cellular component: membrane. The record is from RefSeq and is a predicted model, not a curated record. The transcript has a single exon. NCBI's taxonomy places the organism in Eukaryota, Evosea, Mastigamoebida, Endamoebidae. Gene Ontology annotation, biological process: transmembrane transport. Bases 1 to 585 code for a protein of 194 amino acids. Gene Ontology annotation, molecular function: ATPase-coupled transmembrane transporter activity; ATP binding.
AUGAUUUGCAUGGCAAGAGCAUUAUUAAAGGGAGCUAAAAUAUUAAUUAUGGAUGAAGCAACUGCAUCAAUUGAUAUUCAAACAGAUAUUAUGAUUCAAGAAAUGGUUAGAAAGAAUUUCAAAGAAUGUACAACAUUAACUAUUGCACAUAGACUACAUUCAAUCAUGGAUUCUAAUCGAGUUAUGGUAUUUGAUGAUGGUCAUUUAAUGGAAAUGGAUACUCCAAUUAAUUUGAUUGAACAAGAAACAACAAUCUUCAAUAAUUUGGUCCAACAAUCAGGAUGUGCUGAAGAACUUAAACGAUUAGCAAAAGGAGAAGCAUCUAUUGCUGAAACAUUAAAAGCUGAAGAUGAAAAAAAGAAAAAACAAGAAAAUGAAUCAUCAGACUCAACUGAAAAGCCAACAGAGUUGAUUGACUUAAAUACACCAUCUGCAAGUCCAAUGCCACUUGAUGGAACAGUAACCAAUAAAGAUAAAUCCCCAUUACUCAAUUUAAAUACACCAAUAGUAAGUCCAUUACCACAACAUGUAAACGAUAAGAGUGAAUCGGUAAGUGAAGGUAGUAACAAUUCUUCAUCAGAAUAA